AUGAAUGUUUCAGAGCAAGAAGAAUUGAAAGAAAGAAUUAAACCCGGAAUAGUUGAAAUUAAACCAGUUGAAAGUGAUUUAGACAUUUCAUGGGUUCUUGAUUUAGUUAAAUAUUCAGAGAAAGUCAAAUUCAUUUACUCUCUGAGAACAUAUGAUUUUGUCAAUAUCUACAAGAGUUUGCAAAAGGAAGACAAACGAGAAAUUGAAAUGACAAAAGAAUUUCUUAAAACAGGAAAUUCAAAAGUUCUUGAUUCAUAUGAGAAUGAAAUUUCAGAAGAAUUUUUUGACACAUUUGUUUUACAUCCCGAAUUUUUCAACACUAACAACUUGAUCAGAUCUAUCAACAAUCUUUCACUUCCAUUCAAAUCUCUUAAUGAAAAGAGCAUUGAUAUUCUUAAUAUGUUGAUUCAAAAUUAUGAAAAUGAUUUAACCAUUAUAAUUCCAGUUUCAAAUUUCUUAUAUUUCUUUAAUUAUUGCCAGAAGAUAUUUCCAUUCUUGAAGGAAAUUAAUGGAAUUUGGAAUUACCAACCAUCAAAAUAUCAAUCAAUUUCAGGUUUCAUUAAUGAUAUUACGAAGAUGGUUGAUGCAAAUAAAAUUGUAGAAGAUUUAACACAAUUGAAAGAAUUUUGUGAUUUGAUAGAUUCAAAAGUAGAAGAACUUUAUAUUCAAGAUUUUAAUCACAUUAUUAAUGAAAAUUCAGGAUUAGAUAUUCAUCUUCCAAGUGGGCACAAUGUGACUGUUGGAAUUAUAAUAUUGAGAUUACUCCAAAACUCAAAUUCUUUCGAAUGCAAUAUGAAAAUAUUCUCCAAUUACUUCAAAGAAAGAAACGAAGAGCAGAAAUUGAAAAUCGAAAAUCAAAGUAAUCUUUCUGAGUUUUAUUUCAAUCUUCAAAAAGAAAUUGAAUCCAAAGAGAAAAUCCACAAAACAAAGAUCUCAUUUAUUAACGAUUUUAAUGAUGAUCUUCCAGAAAAAAUGACAAAAGAAAGAUUUAAUUUGUUCGAAAAACUUUUAUUUGUUGACAAAAAUAAGUGGAAACUUAUUGAAAAUUCAUUUUUAUCUGUUUUCACAUUUUGUGAAGAAAACCAUUUGUUCCGAUACCAAGAACAUAUUAUUGCAUAUACAUUGAAAUGUAUUGAAGAAAACAACAAUAUUUUCUUUACAAAUCCAUUAAAAGAACUCUACAAAUUCAUUUUGAAUUCUAUUAUCAAUGAAACGCAGGAUGAAUCAUCUGAAUUCUGUAUAAUGAUUGAAUCAAAAAGGAAAAAUAUUUCAAAAAUGAUAUUAUGUAUCAAAAAGGAAGUUAUUAAUACACUCAAAGCAGAAUUUGAAAAAUUAAAGAAGAAAAAAAUUAAGGAUACUCUUGAAAAAUAUUCUAAUUGUUUCCACAAAAUUAUUAAAAACGUGCCAAUUUUGAUGAUUAAAUCCAUCUCAAAUAAUGAUGAUUUUCUAUUUGAUAAAAUCAAGUUUUUCGAUAUGAUUUUGUCUUACAGUCAGAUGAACAUAGAUUUUUCUACUGAGGAUGUUGAUGAAUUCCAUUUCUUAUUCAAAGAAAAAAGAUAUUUAACUGUUAGAAACAGCAAAACUGAUAGAGUAUAUACAUAUUCAUAUUGUAAUAGUCCACACUUAUUAGUUGUUUGCAAUUCAAUUGGUCAAUCUUUAUAUAAGUGCGAUGAUUCAAAUAUUACUUGGGCAGAUGUGAAGGUUCUGAAAAGAAAUCAAACAUUUACUGAUUGCACCUUCGAAAUGUUUUGUGAAUUACACAGCAAACUUGAGCAUUUAGUCAAAAAAGAAACUAUAGAAACACAAAUAAUUUUUGGGUUGAAUUAUUGCCAAUUUUUGAAUUUAUUGGCUAAAAUAUCUGAGGGAUCAGUGGAGUCCUUCUCACAAAACUUUCAGAAUUUCAUUGAUACAAUUGUUUUUGAUUCCUCAUAUCCUGAAACUAUUCGAGUUAUUGAGAAAUACAUUGAAAUGUCAAAGAUAUCAACAUUGCCCAAACAAUUUUAUAUACUGUCCAAGAUAGACUGA
Molecule: messenger RNA, 2025 nt
Organism: Trichomonas vaginalis G3
Lineage: Eukaryota; Parabasalia; Trichomonadida; Trichomonadidae
Product: zebrafish dkey-56m19.5 family
Exons: 1
Coding region: 1-2025 (674 amino acids)
Source: RefSeq, a predicted model, not a curated record